AUGAUCCUGAGAUCAUCAAUUUGUCGCACUCUGCUGGGUCUAGUGGCUUGUACAUUCUUUUUAGAUGGUACAGAUGCCGCUCUUGCUGCAAUGUCGAUUGACUUGGGAUCAGAGUUCAUUAAAAUUGGAAUAGUUAAACCAGGAGUGCCUAUGGAAAUCGUUCUAAAUAAGGAAAGCCGUCGAAAGACGCCGAAUAUUGUAGUAAUAAGAAACAAUGAGCGAUUAUUUGCAGAGACCGCAGCUGCUGUCGCAACAAAAUAUCCAAAUUCGGGUUACCAGUAUAUUCUUUCGCUGUUGGCUAAACAAAAAGGUGAUCCAAGUGUUGAACUAUAUCAGAAGAGGUUUCCUUUCACUGCUUUCACGUUCGACGAAGUGAGGAACACCGUUUUAUUUCCAUCAGACAAUGCUACUUACAAUGUGGAAACCUUACUUGCAAUGAUUCUAUGGUCAGCCAAAGAAACUACAGAAGCUUUCGCAGAACAAAGAGUGAAAGAUUGUGUAAUUACUGUGCCUAUCUUCUUCAAUCAAGCUGAACGUCGAGCUUUGGUGGCUGCAGCUGAUAUCGCUGGGCUAAAUUUACUUCAGCUCAUCAAUGAUGGGUCUGCUGCAGCUCUUAAUUAUGGAGUUUUUCGUCGAAAGCAAAUCACAGAGAAACCGCAGACCAUGAUGAUUUAUGACAUGGGUGCUAGUAAAACAACUGCUACCAUUGUCGAAUAUGUCCUUGAACCCGACAAGAGCAGCAAAGUGUCAAAAACAUCGAACCCAGUUGUGAAGACGAUCGGUGUUGGUUAUGAUCGAACCUUAGGAGGAUUUGAAAUCACGUUAAGAAUGAGAGAUCAUCUUGUCAAGUUAUUCCGUGAGACUGUAAAAACCUCUACUGAUAUCACCACAAAUGCAAGAAGUAUGGCAAAACUGUUAAAGGAAGCUGAGCGAGUUAAACAGGUUUUGUCAGCUAACAAAUAUCAUUACGCUCAAGUAGAAGGUCUUCAUGAGGAACAAAACUUCCGAUCCAAAGUGACACGUGAAGAGCUGGAGGAAAUGAUUGUGGACUUGGAGCCUCGUUUCUUACAACCAAUUAAUGAUGCCUUGGCCAUGGCUGAGAAAACUAUUGAUCAGAUCGAUCAGUUUGUUCUGAUGGGAGCUGGUACUCGAGUUCCGAAGAUUCAGGAAGUUCUUAAGACGAUUUUGAAAGAAAAGGAAGUUGGCCAUUUCCUCAAUACUGACGAGGCAAUUACUCUUGGAGCUGUUUACCAAGCUGCCGAUCUUUCAAAAUCAUUUAAAGUCCUCCCAUUUGCGGUCAAGGAAUUGGUCCUCUUUCCCAUCCAGGUCAACUUCAAGUCAAAGUCGGAAGAUGGCAAUCUCAAGGAUGUCACGCGCCAGAUUUUCGGUUAUAAAACACAUUAUCCAACAAAUAAGAAGAUAGUUACAUUCCAGUCUUACAGUGAUGACUUUGAGAUAUCUCUUGGAUAUGGUUCUCUUGAACAUCUGCAAGAUGUGCAGAAGAAGCAAUUCGGAAAAACUGAUUUGGCACAAGUUUCUAUCAAAGGCCUUGGUACUGCAAUCGAGCAGAACGGCACAUGUCCGGAAUGCGAAAUUAAGGGUGUAAAAACUACCUUUGCAGUUGAUCUAUCUGGUAUUGUUUCUGUAGUCAAGUCAGAAUUUGUUGUGGAUAAGAAACCAACACCAGAAGAACUCGCUACGUAUGAAGAAGAUUUGAAAAAAUACGAGGAAGCUGAAAAGGUGCGAAAAGAAGAGGAGGAGGCGGAAAGGAAGAGGAAACAAGAAGAGAAAGAAGCUGAAGAAAAACGGAAGAAAGAGGAAUCCGAAAAAAACCAAACCACUGAAGAAGCAGAGAAGAGAGGACAGGACGAGGAGAAGAGCUCAAGCACAGAGAAUAAGACCGAAGACGGAAAUGCAACCACUAACACAACUCUCGAGACUGGUGAGAGUGAAAAAGAAACUGAGGAGGUAAAAGAAAAGAAGCCACAGAAGAAGAAGCCGUUGAAAGCUCCUGUUCAGCCGAAAGCCAAGACUGUGAAAGUCCAUUUAAACACUUCAGUCAACUACGAGGACCUUCUUGAUUUGAAUGAGGAAGAGAUGAUGUUGGCUAAAAAGAUUCUGGCUGACUUCGAUCAUGCUGAACAAGAAAAACAUAGGCAUGAGGAAGCCAUGAAUGCUCUAGAAGGAUUGGUUUACGACCUUGCAGUAAAAAUUGAGGACGGUGAAGAAUUUGCGGAAUUUUUAACCAAAGAGGAGAAGGAGAAGAUAUCAGAAGAGUUGAAAAGAUUGCGUACAUGGAUGGAAGAUGAGGCGGGUAUCGAUACUCCCACCGAGGAUUUCAUUUCAAACAAGGCAAUUCUAGACGAACUAACUGCUGCUGGGCACAAUCGAAAGAACGAGAGAUUGCAUUACCCGAAAAUGGCUGAAACUAUGAGCAGUCUCUUCAAUCAGUCACAAACAUUCUUCAGUUUUGCCCUCAACUUGACAACCACAGAUGAUCCUGUUUUCACAGAAACUGAGAUUGAGGUCCUGUCCAAGUUGAUCAAUACCACGAUGGAGUGGUGGGAGGAAAAAAGUGCUGCUUAUGACAAACAGCCGAAACAUGAAGAUCCUGUUGUAACGAUAGAAGAAAUGGCCACAAAAAUCCGUGAUCUCGAUCGUGAAGUAAAAUAUCUUAUAAAUAAGAUGAAGAAUUUUAAACCGAAGAAGAAAGUGGAACCGAAGGAACCUGAGAAAACUAACGAUACUGAUACAUCCUCAACACCUGACAACACUACUGAAAGUGUCGCUGAGGAUAGUGAAAAAAUGGAGGGCAAAGAGUCAAAUGACACAGACGCUGAAGAGAAAAAGCAUGAGAGAGAAGAAAAGGAACACGAUCCGUCCGAACUGCUGCUUUUUCAUAAUACCAGGCGGAAAUGUUGGUUUGGGGUAUUUUGA
This is a messenger RNA of Necator americanus (New World hookworm), 2937 nucleotides long. RefSeq lists its product as uncharacterized. The transcript is spliced from 26 exons. Gene Ontology annotation, cellular component: endoplasmic reticulum chaperone complex. Lineage: Eukaryota; Metazoa; Nematoda; Chromadorea; Rhabditida; Ancylostomatidae. The coding region runs from base 1 to 2937 and encodes 978 amino acids. Gene Ontology annotation, molecular function: ATP binding; ATP-dependent protein folding chaperone. Gene Ontology annotation, biological process: endoplasmic reticulum unfolded protein response. The record is from RefSeq and is a predicted model, not a curated record.